AUGACAGCGUCAACUUCUGCUGCUACCAAUACUAUGGUUUCAUCCUAUAUUAUUGAUACUUCUACUACUACUACUUUUAAUACAGAAGAUGCAAGUGUGGCUACUUCUACUACUGCUGCCUCUGCUUCUACGACAGCUGCUACAAGCACUACAGACGCUACAAGUUUCAGAAAUAGUGUUGAUAAAAAUACAACUCGUGAUUUCAGACGCGGGAAAAUCAAUAGCAGUGGUGACAGCUUGCGAAUGAAAAAGAAAAAAAACAUUUUCCAGUUAACUCCUAUAAGUCAAGAACUUUACAACAAUCUGGGUAGAAAUGACGUCAUAAACAACAACAACAACAACAACAACAACAGCAGCAACAACAACAACAACAGUAACAAACACAACAACAACAACGACAUCAAUUACAUCAACGGCAACAAAUUUCUAGAAAGAAACAACACGCAUCGAUGUUUUCUCGAGCUAGUUAAGAUAUUUGGUUAUGACCUUAAUAACAUUAACAACAACGACAACAUUAAUAACAAUAACAACAGCAUUAAUAACAUCAACAUUAACAACAACAACAUUAACAACGAUAACAACAACAAAGCGAAAAUGAACAAUGACUCAACAACAUCAGUCAAAUCAAAUGGAUCACAUCGUCAUCCAUUGAAAGCAAAAGCCCACAGUGAUAAUAUCAGCGACGCAAACAAAGAAGAAGAAGACGAAGAAGAUGAAGAUGAUGAUGAUGAUUACGACGGCGAUGAUGAUGAUGAUGAUUACAUCAAACGCCAUCCUGAUAAUGAUGAUGAGGGCGAGAAUGAUGAUGAUGAUGGUCACCAGGUCCAAACUGACCCAAUUAUUUCGACCAAUGGGAGGCGAUCUUCGGAGACUCAGACAUCGCCAACCAUUGAAAUGAACUUGACCUACUUACGCGAAAAAUAUCGAGAAAGGUCAAGGAUGGAUAACGACGCUGAUAGUUCAAAUUAUGCUAAUGAGGAAUAUUACAAUGUUUUGGCUUGUUAUGAUAAUGAAGGAAGGGUUAUGAAUAGUAAUAAGAAGAGAAAGUUAAUGAGAUGCAAAUCAUUUCCAUUGUCGUUUAGAGAAAAUCAAAUGAUCUUAUUCGAGAUUUUACAAAAAAAUCCUAAACAAAAUUCUCAACAAAAUUCUCAACAAAAUUCUCAACCAAAUUCUCAACAAAAUUCUCAACAUAAUCGUUCCUUGCAACAAAAUCAAUUAGGACUACGUAGUCAUCAGUUGCUUCAGCAAAUUCAGCAAAUGAACCAAAACCUUGAAACACAACACACCAGUGAAUUACAACUACCUUUCAAGGUCUAUAGACAAGCCAAUCCUCCAAAUCAGACCACUGAACUCUGCGCCAGCAGCCUUUAA
Messenger RNA from Helobdella robusta, 1371 nucleotides. RefSeq lists its product as hypothetical. NCBI's taxonomy places the organism in Eukaryota, Metazoa, Annelida, Clitellata, Rhynchobdellida, Glossiphoniidae. The transcript has 4 exons. The record is from RefSeq and is a predicted model, not a curated record. Bases 1 to 1371 code for a protein of 456 amino acids.